Molecule: messenger RNA, 583 nt
Organism: Panicum hallii
Lineage: Eukaryota; Viridiplantae; Streptophyta; Magnoliopsida; Poales; Poaceae
Product: putative non-inhibitory serpin-Z11
Molecular function (GO): serine-type endopeptidase inhibitor activity
Source: RefSeq, a predicted model, not a curated record
GGGCCUGGGGUUCAAGGUCCUCCAGUGCUUCUUCAAGAUGGUGGGGCGCGACGGCAGGCUGGACUUCGGGGCGCCGUGCUUCUCAAUGCUCGUCUUCCUCCCGCACAGGCGCGACGGGCUCGCCGACCUCCUGCGCCUGGCCGUCACCCAGCCGGACUUCGUCAUGCGGUGCGUGCCCCGGAGCGAGCAGCUCGUUUGCCCGUGCAUGGUCCCCAAGUUCAGGUUCUCCUUCAAGUUCGACGUGCGGAACGCGCUCCGCCAGCUCGGCCUGAUCGCACCGUUCAACAAGGACGUCGCCGACCUGUCCGGGAUGGUGUCGAACAUGCCGCCCGAGGGGUUGUACGUGUCGGCCGUGCGGCAGACGUCCGCCGUUGAGGUCGACGAGGAAGGCACGACGGCAGUUGCAGCGAUGUACUCCGCUUCAAGCCCAACUUACAGUGCUCCGGAGAAACACACCCCCCCCCCCCCCCCCCCGGCGAUGAGCUUCGUGGCGGACCACCCGUUCAUGUUCGCGAUCGUCGAGUACGAGAAGGCCGAGGUCUUGUUCCUAGGCCACGUCACGGACCCUUCCAAGGAGGAUUGA